GUAACUGCUGGUGUUAAGAGAUAGGAGCGCUCUUUGCUACAGGUAGUCAUUAUUACAUCGUGGUCCUCUUCUGGCAGAAUUAUUGUCCUGAGAGUGGCCAACAAGAGCGUGCAUUCGUUUGUUCCUUUUCUUUUUCCUUCUCCGCAAGAUCGAAAACUUUCCGAAAAAGUGCGACGCGUGGAGCCCUUUCCCUCAGCUCCCUUCUAGUUUCCUCUUCGAAGAAAAACACGCUCGGCUCCAACAGAGGCCACUAUCGCCAGGAGACCUUUGCUGUGAUCGGAGGCGAAGGGGAGGAAGGGGGUGGCCUGAUGAAUACCUCUUCCUUCCUCCCAUCCUACCCACCCACACUGACUGCGCCCUGCCCAUCCUCAGCAGGUUGCAGGCGAGCGCUCGCCGUAUGAACCGCGAAGAGAAGGUGGCGGCUCAGGCUGCGGUCGCUGCAGGUCGCUCUUGCUUGCAAGCCGAGGCGCAGCGGGAGGGAGCUGGUCGCGACCCGCGUGUGUUUGUGCGCGCCUCCGUCCCUUCCCACUCCAGCCUAGGGGGAGGGGAGAAGAGAUGAACCUCGCAUUGUUCCUCCCUGCCUAGGCAACUCCUCCCGGGCCGUGAUGGGCUCCUCGCCUUUGUUCCCCGAGUGAGCCCUUUUUGCUAGUCCUCUUUUGUGAUCCAAGACAAACAGCCCUCCCUGGGAAACAUGGAUGUGACCAUUUCCGAACUCCUGGAGCUUUUUCUCCAGAGCCCCUUGGUGACCUGGGUGAAAACAUUUGGACCGUUAGGGAAUGAUGAUGAAGAGAAACUUGCAAUGUACAUGGACCUGGUAGAUGGAGUCUUCCUGAACAAAAUAAUGCUGCAAGUAGAUCCACGGCCAACAAAUCAGCGUGUCAAUAAGCAUGUCAACAAUGACGUUAACCUCCGGAUCCAAAACCUCACCAUCUUGGUCAGAAACAUCAAGACGUAUUAUCAGGAGGUCCUCCAGCAGCUGAUCAUAAUGAGCUUGCCAAACGUCUUACUAAUCGGCAAAGAUCCUCUGUCUGGUAAAAGUAUGGAUGAAAUUAAAAAAUUGCUGCUUCUGGUGCUGGGUUGUGCUGUGCAGUGUGAAAGAAAAGAAGAGUUCAUUGAACGGAUAAAACAGCUAGAUAUUGAAACACAAGCUGCAAUAGUUUCACACAUUCAAGAGGUGACACAUAGCCAGGAGAAUGUGUUUGACUUACAGUGGCUAGAGCUGCCAGAUAUGGCUCCAGAAGAGCUUGAGACCCUCUCCCGAAAUAUGGUUUUCCACCUCAAGAGACUGAUUGAUGAGAGAGAUGAGUGCACAGAACUACUUGUAGAUCUCACUCAGGAGAGAGAUUACUUGCAAUCCCAACAGCCGCUGAGUCCUCUAAAAACAUCAAGCCCAGCCUCUUCCCCAAACCCAGCCAGCCGCCUCUCCAAUGAGGACAAACAGCAUCUGUCUGUGGAGCUUGCAGACACAAAGGCUAAACUAAGGAGGAUCAGGCAGGAGCUGGAAGAAAAAUCGGAGCAACUUGUUGAUACUCGACAUGAAGUAGAUCAGUUAGUCCUGGAACUGCAGAAAAUAAAGCAAGAGAAUAUUAACCUCAUGGCAGAUGCACGUUCUGCUCGCGCCUAUAGAGAUGAACUGGAUUCCUUGAGAGAGAAAGCAAACAGAGUUGAAAGACUAGAAAUGGAGCUGGUCCGGUGUAAAGAGAAACUGCAUGACGUGGAUUUCUAUAAAGCACGGAUGGAGGAGCUCAGAGAAGAUAACAUCAUAUUAAUUGAAACAAAAACCAUGCUAGAAGAGCAGUUGAUGAUAGCGAGAGCGCGUGGCGAUAAAUUGCAUGAGGUUGAAAAGGAGAACUUGCAGUUGAAAUCCAAACUUCAUGACAUAGAAUUGGACAGGGAUACUGACAAGAAGAGAAUUGAAGAGUUGUUGGAAGAGAAUAUGGUGCUGGAGAUUGCGCAGAAGCAGAGCAUGAAUGAGUCUGUACACCUGGGCAGGGAAUUGGAGCAGCUGUCAAAGAGCACAGAUCUCUCAGAUAUCAGGUAUUCUGAACAUUCGACAGCAAGGAAGUCCUUUGUAUUUGAACUGAACGAAUGUGCAUCAAGUCGCAUCUUGAAGCUUGAAAAGGACAACCAGAGCCUGCAAAAUAUCAUCCAGGAGCUCAGGGAUGCAUCUGUAACUACUGAAGAGGCUAACCUGAAAUUUGUGGAAUUGCAAAAUGAGAAUCAACAGCUUGGCCAAAAGAUUGAGAAGCUGCAAAACCAGAUUGAAAAAGAGAAGCAAAGUAAUCAAGACUUGGAGACUCUGAGUGAGGAGCUCCUAAAGGAGAAGGAAGAGCUUCAGGGCAUGAUGGAGACCUUAAAAGCUGACAAAGAGAGACAGAUAAAAGACCUAGAAAAAGAAACAGAUCAUCUCAAUCAAGUAGUUUUGUCACUGAGGCAGAGGUCUCAAGUCAGUAGCGAGGCCAGAGUCAAAGACAUCGAAAUGGAAAACAAAAUACUGCAUGAAACAGUUACAGAGACCAAUAGCAAGUUCAGCAAGGUGGAGUUUGAGAAGAAGCAGUUGCAGAAGGACUUUGAGCAGGUUAAAGAAAAGGUGGAAAGAGUAGAAGAAAUGGACAAAGAGCUUCAUCGGCUUGAGAGGGAAAAUGAGAAGCUCACAAAGAAAGUUGCAGCAAUGAAAAUUGCUACAGAGAAAGUCGAGGUUCUUGAACAAGAAAAUGGAGAUCUGGAAGUAGAGAACAGGAAGUUGAAAAAAUCCCUAGAUACAUUGCAUAAUGUUUCCAUCCGGUUGGAAAGCUUGGAGAAGGACAACAAGGAGCUAGAUGAAGAGAAUCUGGAACUCAGAAGAAUGGUAGAGACAAUGAGGUUUACCAGUGCAAAAAUGGCUCAAAUAGAGGCAGAAAAUAAAGAACUGGAAAGGGAAAAAGAGGAGCUUAGAAAGAACGUAGAGAUGUCAAAGAUGCUGAUCAAGAAAUCAGAAAGGUUGGAGCUGAGUUACCAGAGUGUGAAUGCUGAGAACCAAAGACUUCAGCAGAUUCUGGAGAACAGCAGCAAGAAAAUCCAACAGCUAGAGAAGGAACUCCAGGGCAUCGAAAGUGAAAAGCAAACUCUUCAAAGAAAAUUAGAAGAGCUGAAGGUCUCCAAUAAGCGUCUGGAGUGGCUGGAAAAGGAGAAGAAACUACUAGAACAAGAAGUGUCCCAGCUGGACAAAGAUAAGAAGAUGCUGGAGAAAGAGACGAAGAGGCUUUGGCAGCAGGUGGAGCUGAAAGAUGCUUCUUUGGAUGACAGCACUGUAAAACUGGCAGUGAUGGAGAAGGAAAACAAAACGCUAGAAAGGGAACUUGCUCAGGCCAGGGACUCAUCUAAUAAGAUGAAAGAAUUUGAAAAGGACAACAAAGACCUCCGGAAGCAAGUUACCAUUGACAAGAGAACACUAGAUACAUUGAGAGAAGAUUUGGUUCUUGAGAAGUUAAAGAGCCAGAGCUUAUCUAAUGAAAUGGACAAGCUGGGCCAAGAACUGGAAAAGCUUGGCUUGGACAAGGAGUUGCUGCUACAGGACAACAAUGGAAACAAUGACAACAAAUACAAGAUCCUGGAAAGCAAAACUGAAUGUGCCCUCAAGACAACACUAGCUAAUAAAGAAGAAAAAAUUGCUUUGUUGGAGGCCCAAGUGCGAGAGUUUGUUAACCUGAACCAGCAGUUGCAGAAUGAACUCAAUAUGAUGAGGAAGAACUUUGAAGGUCUCAAGCAGAGCCAAGAGGAGAUGCAGAAUAUACUGAAACCAUCCACUGAAAACCCUGCUUCUGGUGGCUGGGCAAAAGAAAAGUGGGAAAAGGAACACAGGGAAGCGACUCUGGAGCUUCUGAAAGUGAAAGAUAGAGCCAUAGAAUUGGAGAGGAAUAAUGCAGCUUUGCAUGCAGAGAAGCAGCUUCUUAAAGAACAUUUGGACACACAGACUGCCUCCUUCAACAAUCAGAUAAUUGCACUACAGAAGCAAAACACCUUCCUUCAAGAGCACAACACUGCAAUGCAAACACAAACAGCCAAACUCCAGGUGGAGAACUCCACCCUGAAUUCCCAAAGUGCCUCCUUGAUGGCUCAGAACAGUCUCCUCCAAAGCCAGCAACUGGCCAAGGAAAGUGAGUAUGACAACUUGUUGAAGCAGAAGGAGCAGCUCAAAGCGGAGUACGAGUCUCUCCUUCAGGACCACGAGCACCUGGCAUCUCUGCAUGAGCGACAAUCUACAGAAUAUGAAAUGCUGAUAAAACAGCACAGCUGCCUGAAAACACUGCACAAAAAUCUUGACCAGGAGCACAAAGAUUUGGGAGAACGAUACAGCAGCUUGAUGCAACAUAAAGCAGAACUACAAGAACUGGAAAUGGUUUUAGAAAAAGAAAAAGAAGUGCUGCAGCAAGAAAAGCGAUCAAGCACAAUUUCAGCUACAGAGAACCAGAAGCUGAGAGAAGAGCUGGAAAGGGUGAAUUUCUUACACAGCCAGCUGAAAGCAGAGUAUGAAGGACUUCAUAUCCACACGAAAGAGUUGAAGACCUCCUUGAAUAACUCCCAACUUGAAUUGAACCGUUGGCAAGUUCGCUAUGAUGAGUUGAAGGAGCAACACCAGACAAUGGACAUCUCCUUGACCAAACUGGAUAACCACUGUGAGCUGCUUGCUCGACUAAAAGGAAACUUGGAAGAAGAGAAUCAUCAUCUCCUAAGUCAGAUUCAGAUGUUGAGUCAGCAGAACCAGAUGUUGUUGGAGCAGAACAUGGAGAACAAGGAACAGUACCACGAGGAACAAAAGCAAUAUAUUGAUAAGCUAAAUGCCUUGAGGAGACACAAAGAAAAACUGGAGGAGAAAAUAAUGGAUCAGUAUAAGUUUUAUGAUCCUGCUCCAAAAAAGAAAAACCACUGGAUAGGAGCCAGAGCCUUGGUUAAACUCAUUAAGCCAAAGAAAGAGGCUACAAGAGAACGAUUGAAAUCUUCAGCCGAGAGCCCCCCAUGGCACUCUGAAAGCCCAGAGACAGCAGGGUUGCCAUCUCCGUCCCAACUGCCCAAGCAGCAGGAGAGUUUGGAGAACACCUCUGUAGAGUCCAACUCUGUGGAAGACAGAGAACAUAAUAAUGGCUCUGUGAGCAAAGUGGAUUCAAAGCAGAAGAGAAUUUCUCAUUAUGGAGGCAGCAAUGACCACAUUGAAUGUGCAGCAGAUUCUUCUAUUAAGCAGUGCUACGUGGAGCCAAGUUCCAGGAUUUACUCUGCCACAGCUACCUAUUUGGCUGUCUCAAGUUCUACUCCCAUCUCCAGACAACAAAACAGACCCAAAGGUUAUAAUUCAGAUGGUGAUCUAUGUGAAAACUUCCCUGAGGUGGAGCUUUCAAACAAACAGCACAGAUCCAGGCCAAAUAGCUUAGAGAACAGUGAAAAUGCAUCCACCAGCAGUUCCCCUCUAAACGUGAAAGGUUCUUUGGACCGUUUUCGUGGCAGAUCUGAGAGUCUCAGCAGUGAAGACAUGACACCAAGUAAAGACGUACCUGGCUCGUCUAGAGAUGGCCUCUUUUGUCCCACCUCUGCUCCCAUCAUGGGCUCAAACACUAAGCACAAUACCUCCCUUACAAGGAAUGACUUGUUCUUACAUGACAUACCUCAUAAAAAUAACCGUGCCCAAGCAAAGUCUGGUAGGCACCGGUCAGCCUCCCCAGGCAGUGAGAUGGUGACUCUGGAAGAAUUUCUGGAAGAAAGCAACAGGUUAUCACCACUGAAUGACACAUCCAUCAAAGAGGACUUGCUGAGUGACUAUUUCAGGAAAGCAAAUGAAGCCCCAUCUGUUGGAAAUCAGCUUUCUCAGGCAAAUAGGAAGGAGACCACCAAGAUGCCUACAAGCUAUGUCACUCCAACUGUCAAGAUUCCUGGCACCAAUGAAGACAGAAGGCCAACUAAGCCAGGGCAUUAUGUCAAACCACACCUUAGACCAACUGAUUCGGAGUUUGUGGCACAUCCCACUGGUUCCUACAAGCUGACCCAUGCAUCUCAAAGUCAACCCAACAGGGGACUGAGACAGACAGCACAGUCUCCACAGUGCAGUGUCAUUCGGCAGAGCACAUCGCUGAACCGUGCAUUCAGUCUGGCUUCGGCAGACCUCCUCAAAGCCACUGGUCCCGAAACAUAUAGACGCUAUGACAGUCUCCCCAAGCCUGUGACUGCUGAUACCUGCCUAGGCAAAGACUUGAACAGUCAGACUCCAUCACUCCCUUUAGCUACCCCUUCUCAGGUCUCUCUGAGAGAGAGGCCACAGUCUGCGAAUGUGCAGGGGGUCGAUUCGCGCUGUCGACAGCUUGACGUUAGGCGCCUUUCUCUAGCACCACCGAAAGAUGAGAGGUCACACUUGUUCCCUCCAUUUUUUUACUCGUCCACUGCUUUGAAUGAUGAUUUGAACUUGCAGCAGCACGAUCAAGCAAAAGUAGUCCCAGAACAGCACUCUUCCUCCCCACACUAUGCUACUUCUAAAACCAAGCCCAAGCCAAUCUCGCGGCCUGGGGAAGUGGCCACUGUCGCGCCUGUCAGAGUUGUCACCAGCAACACAGAGGGGAGUGAUCUUCAAGCGCCAAACCAUGCUGACAUGUCCAUUACCAAAAGUCAGUCACCAGAAAACAAAACUCUGGCAGGGGGCAGCGAAGAAGCAAGUCGAGGGUCCAGCUCCAAGAACCCUCCCACGUCACCAGAUCCCCAUGGUGAUCAGCAGACUGUUUGGUAUGAAUAUGGCUGCGUGUGAUGCUUUCUUUCCCCUUUUCUCUGACUCUCCGAGAGGUAUCUAAUAUGUGCUUCACUACUGAAUAUGGGUAACGUUGGGAGUGCUGUUUUUUUUCUAAACAAGAGCCAGAUAUUAAAGGCACCACCCACUUGUUGACUGUCUUCCAAACCUUUACAUGAUGGCAGAACAAAAUACAUUGAUAUGCUUGAGGUGAAAGACUGAAAUGCCAAAUGUGGCUGCUCUUGAUUAGCCAGAACAUGCCCUCUUCUUCCUGUCCUCCAGCUUUAUUGCCAGGCUUCAGGAAGGCAAACUCCCAAAAGCCCAGAGUGCUCACAGCUUCUCCUCCUUGUAUCUCCUUCCAGCCCUGUCAUUCUUUAUUACCUGAAAUGUUGCACACAUGUGCGUGCAGUUUGUCUACUGAGCUCAAACAUUAUUGAAAACAUUUCUCGGUAUAGCAGAUGCCUCUUCCUUAGUGCAAAAAAACUGACCCUUGAAAAGAAAAUCUAUAAGCCUCUUUUUCCUAGUUGGUUAAAAUGGCUGCUACUUUAAAGCAGAAUCACUAGAACUCAAGGGUCCUGAACCCACUAGAACUCAACACCGCCACCCCCACACACCCUGGAGACCUUCACAGUACAUUAUGGACCUGUUAAAUUUCCUGGAUUUGCAAUAGAGGUACUGCCUCCUUUUAUCUGUGCUUUAUGCAUAAUAUAGGACCUGAUGGAUUCUUUUUGUGGGGUCUCCUUUUAAACAGCAUAGGUCAGGAGUUCUCAAAUUUGGGUCCCUAAAUGUUGUUAGACUUCAACUCCCAUCAUCCCCAACCACAUUUGUGGAUGGGGAUGAUGGGAGUUGUAGUCUAGCAAUAUCUAGGGACCCAGAUUUGAGAAGCCCUGGUGCAGGUGACUCCAUACACUCGUCUGAUGUGUUUACUACUGUGUACAUGAAAUAUUGAAUCACUGUGUUGGACAGGUGCGUGUCUGUGGAUCACAUGUUGUCAUUCUGCUUUCCUCUUAAUGUACAGUUACUUGGAUUUUAAAUGAUAUGCAGUGGAUUCUUUUGAUGAAGUUCAAGGCUGCUGCAGUUCUCAGCCCAGUUUGUCUCAUUGGGGUCUGUUGCAUUAAGUAGUUAAGGAUUUCAGGCCCACCUUCUAAUUCAGUCAACUUGAUCUAUGUAGAAACCAAAAUGAAUUUAUAUUCAUGUUGAAAUAAAUACUUUUUAUUAAAUCAUAUUUAUGUUCAAAUGAAGUCUUUCUCAUUCUAAUAAUUUCAUUGGCUGCUUAUGUAUAUCUACUGUGUAUGUGUGUAUGUGUCUUUUGCUUGUUAAAGAGGCUUUCUUUGUAACAGACAACAGUCUAACAGAUUUGUAAAGCUCUUGACUUGAUUUUCUAUAGUGAAAGAGCACACAAUCUGCAAUGACUGCAACACAACCAACAACUAGUGUGUGUUGUAGUGUGUACCAAUCACAUUGUGAGAAAAGCAAUUUGUUUAUAAAAUUUGUUUAUAAUAAAGUCUUUUUAAAACAUAAA
Hemicordylus capensis (graceful crag lizard) is the source of this 8264-nucleotide messenger RNA. RefSeq names its product coiled-coil domain containing 88C (gene CCDC88C). Gene Ontology annotation, molecular function: microtubule binding; dynein light intermediate chain binding. The record is from RefSeq and is a predicted model, not a curated record. Gene Ontology annotation, cellular component: centrosome; cytoplasm. Lineage: Eukaryota; Metazoa; Chordata; Lepidosauria; Squamata; Cordylidae. The coding region runs from base 692 to 6763 and encodes 2023 amino acids. Gene Ontology annotation, biological process: cytoplasmic microtubule organization; cytoskeleton-dependent intracellular transport. The transcript has 30 exons.